ACAGAAACGACUUAAUCUCCACAACGACGGCUUCUUCGUCGUCCAUGGUGGACUCGCUGAACGACGUGUCGGAAAUCAGCAAGAUUAGAUUAGGCCAUGAGAAAAGUCUCAGUCUCCCAAGCCAGGAUGAUGUGAGAAAUGUUAAAUGUAACACAGAUUCUUCCUACAAAUCCUCAUGGAGCUCUCACAGUACGACGCAAUCACAAGGUUACAGUUCCAACGCUCUAAGUAGCGUAGGUGUCGGAAAAACCACCAUUGAUCCACAUCCCCACCUGCGACAACCAGAUCCAUAUCAAAUGUUUGGACCAACCAGCAGUAGGUUAGCGAGUUCAGGAUCGGGACAGAUUCAGCUGUGGCAAUUCCUGCUGGAGCUCCUCAGCGACUCGGCGAACGCGGGCUGCAUCACAUGGGAGGGCACAAAUGGGGAGUUCAAGCUCACGGAUCCCGACGAGGUGGCGCGGCGAUGGGGCGAGAGGAAGUCGAAGCCCAACAUGAACUACGACAAGCUGAGUCGAGCUUUAAGAUAUUACUACGAUAAGAACAUAAUGACGAAGGUUCACGGCAAGCGCUACGCGUACAAGUUUGACUUCCAAGGACUCGCCGCCGCCACGCAGCCCGCAACGAGUGACCCCACGUACAAGUACCAGAGCGAUUUGUUCAUGGCGCCAUAUCACCACGGAGCGAAGCUCAGUUCCUUCAUGAGCCCCCACCACGGAAUGACUUCCACCUCAGCAUCAAUCUUCCCAUCGGCGGCUUCGUGGAGCAAUUGGGGCGGCCCCACGACGAACCUCUACCCUCCGCACUCCAUGAGCCAUGUGACGCCACCCCACGUCACCCCGCACCUGGGCACCUACCCUCACUACGCAUGACCGUCCCCCACCACCGGCGGCUUCUAAUGCGCGCCACCUGCCGGCAGAGGAUCCUGGACGCGCGCAGGACCGCGAGGACGCGAGGCCGCGGCCUUCGUCGACUAUCCACAGUGGCAGUGACGUUUUCGUUCGGUUUAGUGUCAGGCGAUUGCUUUCGUAGCGCUCAUUUCACCGUCACGAUUGUCUAAUCACGCGGAAUAGGGAUGCAUUUUCGAUGAAUUUAGCGAGGAGGGCGCAAACCAUUCUGGACGCGUCGCCAGAGAUAAUAUCCAUGAUGAAUUUUUGUAAUGAAUGUCCAAUUUACUCACACAAAACAGUCGUAUAUUUUCUGGGAUCCUCAAAAGAGAGAGAGAGACAGAGAGGGAGAGAAAGAGAGCGGAAGAUGAAAAAAAAAUCUAGAUGUAAAGUGAAUGAGAAGAUACAUAAUAAAAUAUUCAUGUUAACACGUAAGAGCAUAAAAAUAGAUGACAAUUUCAAGCAGUAUCAUGUAAAAAAAAAAGAAAGGAGUGCGAAGAAAGAGGGAUAAAUGGCGAAUUGAGACAUUUUCUGUGUCAAUUUAUGUUCCUCAAAAUGAAUAUUCAUGACGAAAUUGCACCACCAAAAAAAAGACACAUAGAAAGAGAGAAGAAGAAAUAACCAAAGAUUCUUAUUGAGUUGAUUUUAAUCCCAAAAGAAACAACACUUAAUUUACCGAUUUAUUUUGACUUCCUUAGAAAAAAAGAUUGAGAGUGCCAAACAAUUUCAGUUGAAGUGAAUGAAUAGAGAUCACAAAGAAAUUCUAGUCCCAAAAAAAAAGAAAGAAAGAAAGCAGAUGCAAUGUUUGUGAAGCAAAAAAAAGUAUAGAAAUUAUUUAAGAAAGAAAGAAUAAAUAAAGAAAAAACAUAUGAGAAUCUGUGAUAGUUGUAAAAAAGAUGAAUAAUAAUUUAAUGAAGAGAAAGAGAGAGAGCAAAAUGACAUUUUGUAAAUGACUAUAAAAUGUGAAAAUGGUUAUCUAAAGAUUACAAAGUUGCCGUGUAAAAUAAAUGUACAUAAACUAGAAGACCCCACUAAAAAGUACAGAGAGAGAGAGAGAGAGGAUUGUAUGUAGUUAAAGACAUAAUAGUGUUUAAGACAUUUUGCGGCUAAGAGAAAAUCCAGCGAAUUCCUAUUUUGUAGCAGAAGAUAAACAAGAAAUUGUGAUGAGAUAGAAUCUUACAAAUGGAUGUUGAUGGAAAUGCCAAAAGAUUUCUGCAUCGUUCAAAUCUCUCAAUUCUUUUCCCUUUUUUUUCUUUGACCUUUUUCACCCCAGAACACAUUUGAUUUUCUCUUCUUUUGACAGAUGCAGCUCAAUUAUCAUGAAGAAACUCGCUGGAAAUUAUUGAAUAAAUGUCUGUAGAAAUGUAAUGAUAAUUAUUAUAUCAAUGUAUACAAAUAAAUGUCAGUUCAAUGUAUUUUAUGU
Molecule: messenger RNA, 2307 nt
Organism: Phlebotomus argentipes
Lineage: Eukaryota; Metazoa; Arthropoda; Insecta; Diptera; Psychodidae
Gene: Ets65A
Product: DNA-binding protein D-ETS-3
Exons: 8
Coding region: 45-869 (274 amino acids)
Biological process (GO): regulation of transcription by RNA polymerase II; cell differentiation
Cellular component (GO): nucleus
Molecular function (GO): DNA-binding transcription factor activity, RNA polymerase II-specific; sequence-specific DNA binding
Source: RefSeq, a predicted model, not a curated record